GGCCCGCGCUCCCUAAUUGGCCGGCAGCGGGGGAUUUAAAUUAAAACCGGCGGGGAGGGCGGAAAGGGCCGCUAGCCGCCUCGCCCUGGAGCCCUGCUGGCAGCCCCAGCCUCCCGGGGCCGGAGACAAUGGUUGAUUUCCAGCAAAAGAUUUUAAACUUGAUCAAAUGUUUCAGAAGACAAUGGCACUUAUUUUCAAACUCGGAAAGAACUACUGUAUGUGGAGCAGAUUGCAUGCUGAUGGUGUUACAACUGUCAAUGGCUGAAGUCAAUAAACAGCACCACGGAGAUUUCAUGGUAUCACUUAAUCAUGUGAUGGAAACUUGGAAAUAUUUGUUACACGACAAACUAGGAUUAUCACAUGAAAACAUGGAAGAACCAGAAAACUAUGUUGAUGUUAAAAAAGCCUAUGAUACCUUCUUAGCAAGCAGCAAUAUGUUAGAUAUCAUAGAUAUAUGUCAGAAGUGCUAUGCUCUUGCACUUCUAUCUGAAGAGGAAAGCAUAGCCCCUGUUCAACUGCUGGAAUUUAUUUCUGGCAUAAUGAAUGUACCAGAAAAUAGUGGUUGUGUGCCUUCUACUCCUGCAGCAGUCAAUAGACAGGACCAGAGCAAUGCAAAGGUGAUGUUCGUGGCAAAGAAGUGUGUUUAUUCAUAUUUAAGCCUGGUGGUGAAUUCUAAGGAUGAUCUGGCAUUGGCUCAUAUUCUAAAUGUUCCUGACAGAGGACUUGGUAGAGAAGCCUUUACUAAACUAAAACAUGCCUCACAGGAGAGAAAAAUGUCCAUUUUCCUGAUGGCAACAUCUUUUAUCCGAACUGUAGAACUUGGAGGAAAAGGCUGUGCAGCUUCAUUAUUUGAUCCCUUAAGAGUCCAUUUAAAGGGACUUUCAAACUUUGUUAACUUUAUUGACAAGCUAGAAGAAAUUCUUGGUGAAGUCUUGGAUCCAAGAAUCGCAGGGGGGCGAAUUCUGUCAACAGUGAAGAUGCAUUUGAUAAAAGGCCGAAGCAAUGGGGAUCCUUUCUGUCAGUCAGUAGAGGAAGUUGUACAAGAUUUGGAUUUGAAGAUUAAAAAUAUUAUCGAUUCACAACAUGAAGUCUUGACUGCCAGCACCACUGGAGUUAGUCCAACACGGCCAAAGCUGCAUUCCAUAAACCAUGGCACUGUGUAUUGUGGCAGAGAUACUGUGAAAGUCUUACUAGUUCUUCUGGAUGAAGAAGCAGUCAGUGCUCCUACCGAGAACAAAGAAUUAUUAUUAUGUGAUGAUGAAAACUUAAAUAUGUUUGGAAUCACCUCUGUUCUGACACUCUUCAGAUCUCCAGCACAGUCCGAUGGAUCUUCCCCAAAACCUCUUAGACAGCGUAUUCAGAAAUCUAUGGAUGAAAAAAUAAUUAAGAUGAAGCAAUCUUCGAUCAAAUCUCAGUUUGCAUGUACAUAUAAAAAUGAAUUGAGUGAGAUAGAGGGUCAUGGUUUCUUCAGCAGUAGCCAAAUGUCAACCUGUGAACAUCCUGCACCAAAGCAACAUUUACAAGAAGGUAUGAAUUCAUGUCUUGACAUACCAGUGCUUGGAACUAUUUCUGAAAAUGUUCAUCAGAAUAGAAAUUAUACAGAAAUGGGAAAACUGAGUUGUCGGCCAAGAAAAAAGAACUCCAGGAAUGAACAGAUGGAUUUGAAUAAUGACAAAGUUAUCUGUGAUGAGGAAAGUGAACUAUCUUUGCCAAAAAAUGCUAAGAAACGUAAGACUUCAAACCACCCUCAAAAGAAAUUGGACAGCAAAAUUGAUGGAAAAAGAAAGAACAACAAAACUGCAAGCAAGAAUAAAUUGAUUGCUGGUCAGGCAAAAUUAACUCAAUUUUUUCGACUGUAAGUUUUUAUUUUGACAUACGUGGUCUGUUGACUCUUUCAGAAGUUGUAAAAUUUUGCAAGUGAAGGGUGAAAAUCAUGAAUUGCUUCCCUUUAUACUCAAAUAAGUGAAAAUAGCUUGUGUGUAAUAUUAGACAAAUAUUUACAAGUCUGGAUUAUGCAGAAGUAUUUUAUUUUUUUUGAUUACAGUACAACAGUAGUUACAACUAUGUUCUCUUUUCGGUAGUGAAUUACGUUUCCCUCUACAUUGUGAUGUAAAAGUAUUUUAGAUGCAUAUGUAUAGCGACACUAAAGCACAAUAACUUUUAAUCAUGUUAAAUUCAUAAUAAAAUGUUUAAUCUUUC
Molecule: messenger RNA, 2199 nt
Organism: Cygnus olor (mute swan)
Lineage: Eukaryota; Metazoa; Chordata; Aves; Anseriformes; Anatidae
Gene: PARPBP
Product: PARP1 binding protein
Exons: 11
Coding region: 129-1859 (576 amino acids)
Biological process (GO): negative regulation of double-strand break repair via homologous recombination
Cellular component (GO): chromatin
Source: RefSeq, a predicted model, not a curated record